Molecule: messenger RNA, 2439 nt
Organism: Puntigrus tetrazona (Sumatra barb)
Lineage: Eukaryota; Metazoa; Chordata; Actinopteri; Cypriniformes; Cyprinidae
Product: activin receptor type-1B-like
Exons: 10
Coding region: 1-1704 (567 amino acids)
Biological process (GO): cellular response to growth factor stimulus; activin receptor signaling pathway; nervous system development
Cellular component (GO): activin receptor complex; plasma membrane
Molecular function (GO): ATP binding; activin binding; activin receptor activity, type I
Source: RefSeq, a predicted model, not a curated record
AUGAACAGAUUGCCGACUCAGAAGCCUCCGGCGCUGGGGCCCAUAGCGUUCGCGGCCCUGAUCGCGGGGCCCGUGUGUGUGGUGUGCUUCCUGAUGGUCACCGUCUUCUACAUCUGCCACAGCCGCUCGGUCCUUCAUCACCGCGUGCCUAACGAGGAAGACCCCUCCAUGGACCACCCCUUCAUCACGGUCGGAACCACCCUCAAAGACCUCAUCUACGACAUGACCACGUCCGGCUCCGGCUCCGAAUCGUUCUUCUCUCUGUUCUUCUGUCUAGCUCUUAAGUGUAAUUGCACUGCCUGUGAGAGCAGCGGUUAUGUCUGCGAGACUGAUGGGGCCUGCAUGGCCUCUACGUCCCACAUCAAAGGUCAGGAGGAGCAGCAAGUUCGGAUCUGCAUCCCCCGUGUCAAUCUGGUACCACCCGGACAGCCCAUCUACUGCUUGAGUGCCAAAGGCCUGUUUAACACGCACUGCUGUUAUACAGACUUCUGCAACAGCAUCAACCUCCAGAUUCCCAGCGGCAUUAUUGACGGUAAAGAGGACAGCUGGGGUCCUGUAGAGCUGGUGGCAGUGAUAGCAGGCCCGGUCUUUCUCUUUUGCCUGCUGCUUAUCGUAGGAGUGCUCGUUUUCCAGCAUCACCAGCGCAACUAUAACCAUCGACAGCGACUCGACGUUGAGGAUCCGUCCUGUGAUCAUCUGUACUUGGCCAAAGACAAGACCUUACAGGAUCUCAUCUUCGAUCUGUCCACCUCCGGUUCAGGAUCUGGUCUGCCUUUGUUUGUUCAGCGAACGGUGGCCAGGACAAUUGUUCUGCAGGAAAUUAUUGGUAAAGGUCGCUUUGGGGAAGUAUGGAGGGGGAGAUGGAGAGGAGGGGAUGUGGCUGUAAAGAUCUUCUCGUCCAGAGAGGAACGCUCCUGGUUCCGUGAGGCUGAGAUUUACCAGACCAUCAUGCUCCGUCACGAGAACAUCUUGGGCUUCAUUGCUGCUGAUAAUAAGGACAAUGGCACAUGGACACAGCUGUGGCUGGUGUCGGACUAUCACGAACAUGGGUCAUUAUUCGACUAUCUCAACCACUACUCCGUCACAAUCGAGGGGAUGAUUAAGUUGGCUCUCUCAGCGGCCAGCGGCCUGGCACAUCUGCACAUGGAGAUCCUGGGAACACAGGGGAAACCAGGCAUUGCACACCGUGACCUCAAAUCUAAAAACAUCCUGGUGAAAAAGAAUGGUACUUGUGCCAUAGCAGAUCUGGGGCUCGCUGUACGGCACGAGUCCAUCACUGAUACUAUAGACAUCGCACCUAAUCAGAGGGUCGGCACCAAAAGAUAUAUGGCCCCAGAGGUACUAGAUGAAACGAUCAACAUGAAGCAUUUUGAUUCUUUCAAGUGUGCUGAUAUCUACGCUUUGGGACUGGUAUACUGGGAGAUUGCGCGACGGUGUAAUGCUGGAGGCAUCCAUGAAGAUUACCAGCUUCCCUACUACGAUCUGGUGCCCUCCGACCCAUCUAUAGAAGAGAUGAGGAAGGUGGUGUGCGAUCAGAGACUACGGCCCAAUGUGCCCAACUGGUGGCAGAGCUACGAGGCGCUGAGAGUGAUGGGGAAGAUCAUGCGGGAGUGUUGGUAUGCCAACGGAGCGGCGAGGCUUACGGCUCUGCGGAUUAAGAAGACUCUCUCGCAACUCAGCGUCCAAGAAGACGUUAAGAUCUGAAAGACGCGGGGUGCUGCAGAUCCCUGUAGAGACGCACAAGCGAAUAAAGACUUACGCCAAAAGCAGCCUGCCAGUUUUAGCCCUUUUUUGAACCUUCUAAAAGUUGCGACGAGGCCUACCUCACCAUCUUAGACGAAACUACUGAGGUUGAGUCCAUCCCAGCCCUUUUCCCUUCUCCGACAUCAAAGUUCCCAAUCGUGGAUGAGCCUCCAACCGCUGAUUUCAGCACAACCUCCCUCCAUGGACCUACUGUUGUUUCUCUUUUUCUUUUUGGCAGGAAUGACAAUGGAACUGUGACAGGCAUUUUGAUUUGAUCGUUUUUAUUUCACCACUUUCGUCCAAAAUGGACUUUGCCGUGUGACUUUUUUUAAAAGAAUGUUUCGAUUUCAUUUUUGUGCGUCCUCACACACUAACACAACGUAUGUCAUAUUCCAGUGUGAAUCUGUGAUUAUAUAUAGUGCUCUACUGCUGUUGUGAGAAUGUGAAAAAAUGUGGAUAACACUGUCUCCUCCUGUUAUGACUAGCAAUUUAUGUACAGACCUAAGUGUAGCAAAGCGAACACACGUGACUGUGUGACAAAGUGGCAUUGCAUUUCUUUGUUCCUGUGGAAGAAAUGAAGAAGUGCAGAUUAUUUACUCCAGUAAAAAUCAGCCUGCUAAUUUAUCUUCCUUCAGGCUGCAUUAGUUUAAAAACUCGCUCCAUUAAUUUGGUUUCGGGUUCGAAUGCUUUUUAAAU